Molecule: messenger RNA, 394 nt
Organism: Aspergillus neoniger CBS 115656
Lineage: Eukaryota; Fungi; Ascomycota; Eurotiomycetes; Eurotiales; Aspergillaceae
Exons: 2
Coding region: 71-394 (107 amino acids)
Source: RefSeq, a predicted model, not a curated record
CACCAGUCUUCGAAUCUUCGAAUCCAUCCACAACAUUACUUAAAGGGUAAUAGCGAACUAUUCUGCAACCAUGAAGGUUACUUUGACACUCAAGCGAGCCCCUUCCGCCGACGACAUCGCCUUCCUCUACGAUUCCCUUAGAGCUAUUCAUCCCGACGUUAAGGAGACCUCCCGCGAAGGCCUUAGCAUCUGUUUCGCAGCGCCUACCACCGACGUCGAAGAAUUUGUCGAUCUAUUCUUGUCAUGGCUUUACUCUCCGGACUCAAUCAUGGAGGGCUACGCACUAUUCGAUGCUUUCCCCGCCGUCCUGGAGGUGGCCCAGGCUCUGACCAUCGCCGUCCUUCUAUUCCCUUAUCAGCCGCUUUUCCAGACAUUGCAGGAUGUAAUUCCCUAG